Molecule: messenger RNA, 789 nt
Organism: Dioscorea cayenensis subsp. rotundata (Guinea yam)
Lineage: Eukaryota; Viridiplantae; Streptophyta; Magnoliopsida; Dioscoreales; Dioscoreaceae
Product: SH3 domain-containing protein C23A1.17-like
Exons: 2
Coding region: 1-789 (262 amino acids)
Source: RefSeq, a predicted model, not a curated record
AUGGCAUUUGUGCAAAGGAAGCUCCUUCAGAAGUGCCGGCUUCGUCCUCAGGCACAGAACCAAUCAUCAGCACCUCCUUCUGCUCCUCCUCUGCCUGUGAUUCCUGCGCCUCCUGCUCCUUCUGCUCCUUCUGCUCCUCUGCCUGUGUUGCAUGCUCCUGCUCCUUCUGCUCCUCUGCCUGUGAUGCAUGCUCCUGCUCCUUCUGCUCCUCUGCCUGUGAUUCCUGCUCCUGCUCCUCCUGCUCCUCUUCCUGUGAUGCAUGCUCCUGCUCCUCCUGUUCCUAGGUCUCCUCCUUCUCCUGCUGCUGCUGCUGCUGCUGCUGCUGAGAGAGUCCAUAGGAACAUGAGGAGGACUACUCCAUUUAGGAACAGCACUAGUCCUUAUGGAGGGAGACAAGGGUAUUUACAGAUGAUGCAGCAGCCUGCAGUAACAUAUGGAUCAGGGAUUGCUUAUUAUCAGAUCAUGGUUCCUGUGCAGGUCAUCAACAAUGGAGUGCUGAGUUAUGAUUAUAUGGGGUGGAAUUAUUGCUGGAAUGUUGCUCAAUCAUGGACUCUUACUGUUAGCCCUACUUCUCCUCCAGUCGGAAUGCCCAAUUAUGUUCCUUAUCAGCAUCCCAUUAAUCCUGCUCCUUUCUACAACCAAACCGCUCUUCCUCCCCUUUCUGCUUUGCCUGUUCAUGAGAACAGCCCUGCUGCUCCUCCGCCUGCUCUUCCUGUUCUUCCUGUCCCUGAGAACAGCCAUGCAGCUCUGCCUGCUCCUUCUGAUCAGCCUGAUCAACCUGCACCUUGA